This is a messenger RNA of Macrosiphum euphorbiae (potato aphid), 732 nucleotides long. The record is from the annotation of a GenBank genome assembly. Lineage: Eukaryota; Metazoa; Arthropoda; Insecta; Hemiptera; Aphididae.
AUGAAGAUAAAUGAUUCCCGAACUGCGCGUUUCAAGAAUGUACCACGACCAGUGCAGGCAGAAGUAUUAACUAAAACUGAUAGCCCUAAGUCUAUAGUAGUAAAUAAGCUUCCAAGUUCAGCUGUGAAUCCUAAACAUUCAUCUCAAAAGGUCAAAGCUCGAUGUUACAACUGUGGAUCGUUCGAGCACAUCUCACCAGCUUGUACUAAGCCGAAACGACCAAAGGGUUCGUGCUUCAAGUGUGGGUCUGCAGAUCAUCAGAUUAACCAAUGUUCUUCAGAUCAGUUUCCAGCCGACAGUCAACAUCAGCAGGCUCCUAGCAACUCAGCCAUGGUAUUGCAGCAGUCAGAUGUGGUAACUCCAGCUUAUGUUAUAAAUAUAGAUGUAAAAUUUAACAAUAGUUUGUUAUCAAACAUCUUGGCAGUUGUAGAUACUGGUAGUCCUAUAAGUUUAAUUAGGGAACAAGUGUUACCAGAACACACUAAAAUUGUAACAAGUCCAAUUAACUCUGGUAUUGUAGGUUCAGAAUUGAUAAUUUUAAGUCAGAUGUAUGUAGAUGUUUUUCAGCCUAAUAUUGGCGAUCCACUAAAUAUUAGAUUAAAUGUAGUGCCUAACGACACAAUUAAAUGUUAUUGUUUACUGGGUAGAGAUUUUCUGUCGCAUCCAAGGGUAAUUUUUGGAGUUAAUAAUGGUAGUUUUGAAAUUGAAAUUAAACGAAGUGACAUAAUAUAA